CAAUGAGGUGCCCUAAAAUGGUGCUGGACAGACUCGAGUUUCGACACCAUUCAUCAUUCAUCAUUAUGGAUUUCAACACGCAAACAUCGCCUAAAUGUAUGUUUUUAGAAGGCAUAUAUACCUGGGUCUCUCACGUCAACAUCGAAGCAUCGAAGCAUAAACGACUCGUCUGACAGUACAGCUAACUAAAUAUGACUCAGGUAGAAACAGCACCCACUGUGCCAGAGGUUGGCUUAAAACUCGCCAAGUACAUCACGGCUAUUGCAGACAAAGCCAUAGCUGCGCGUGGAAAAUUCACCGUUGCGGUUUCUGGAGGUUCUCUGCCGAAGACAUUGGGAUCGGGUUUGUUGCACAUGAACGAAGAAAGUAAGAUUGAUUUCAGCAAAUGGCAAUUCCUCUAUGCCGAUGAGCGUAGCGUUCCUCUGGAUCACGCCGAUAGCAAUCAUUUGGAAUGCAAGACCCAGAUUUACGAUCCGCUGAGUAUUUCAUGCGCCGACAAUGUGCACGCUAUCGACUACAGCGAGGAUGUAGAGGAAGUCGCUGCAAAGUACGAGAAGACCCUUGCGAGUGUCUUCGGCGCUUGCGAUGCGCCUCAACCACCUGUGUUUGAUCUUGUCUUAUUGGGAAUGGGCCCAGACGGACAUACGCUUUCUCUGUUCCCGGGCCACGCCCUGUUGGAAGAACGCACAAAACUCGUGGCAUCAUUAGCAGACAGUCCCAAGCCACCAUCAAAACGUGUGACACUGACGUACCCCGUAUGUGAGGCUGCUCGCAACGUUGCAUUUGUCACUUCGGGCGCUGCCAAGGCAGAUGUUGUGUACAACAUACAUAAGGAAGGUAACAGUAACAACUAUCCUUCCGGCUUGGUUAAAUGCGCCAAUGAAGAUGGCGUCAUGUGGUUUUUGGACGCUACUGCUGCGGGGAAAUUGUAAAUAAAGAAAGACAAUUCUUUAGAUACUUCGAUAUA
Sphaeroforma arctica JP610 is the source of this 967-nucleotide messenger RNA. Its product is annotated as 6-phosphogluconolactonase. Gene Ontology annotation, molecular function: 6-phosphogluconolactonase activity. Gene Ontology annotation, biological process: pentose-phosphate shunt; carbohydrate metabolic process. The record is from RefSeq and is a predicted model, not a curated record. Lineage: Eukaryota; Ichthyosporea; Ichthyophonida. The transcript is spliced from 5 exons. The coding region runs from base 192 to 932 and encodes 246 amino acids.